AAUCAUCGGCGAGAACAAUUAGGGUUUUUCUCUUUGAUCCCGCCGCCACUUUCGUCCCCCUCUAUAUAAAUCGUCCACGAUUCGCAUCUCCUUGAUGGCGAUAUCUUACAAUGCAUUAGCACAGUCUCUGCCGGGGAGGAGUAGCUUCUUCGUCCCCAAAGCCUUGUGCAUCAAGCAGAGAAGCAGAUCCACUGUCGUAUUCGCUUCUAAUGACAAGAACAUUAUUGCUCUUCAAGCUAAGGUAAGUUUUUUUUGCUGCUGUAACUUGUUGAUUGAACCAGACAUUGUCAGGUGGCUACUCUUUAAUACAUGUCGGGUAAAGAAAACAGAGAGAAGGUAGAUACUUUGUUGGACCGCAUAAAAUGGGAUGAGAAAGGAUUAGCUGUGGCUAUUGCACAAAACGUUGACACUGGAGCAGUAUUAAUGCAAGGCUUUGCUAACCGAGAGGCUCUAUCCACAACCCUCACUUCUCGUAAAGCUACGUUCUUCAGUCGAUCAAGAUCUACCUUAUGGACUAAGGGAGAGACAUCCAAUAACUUCAUCAAUGUCCUCGAUGUUUAUCUUGACUGCGAUCGUGAUUCGAUAAUUUACCUUGGAACACCUGAUGGGCCUACUUGUCACACAGGGGCAGAGACUUGUUACUAUACAUCAGUUUUGGAUCAAUUAAACAAUGAUGAGGCUUCUGGAGAGAAGCUAGCAUCAACAACAUUGUACUCGCUAGAAUCAAUCAUUUCAAAGAGGAAGGAGGAAUCAACAGUUCCUCAAGAAGGCAAACCGUCAUGGACCCGUCGGUUAUUGACCGAUGAUGCUCUGCUUUGCUCAAAGAUCAGGGAAGAAGCAGACGAGUUAUGCAGAACGCUUGAGGAUAAGGAGGAAGUAUCAAGAACAGCAUCAGAGAUGGCGGAUAUGUUGUACCAUGCGAUGGUGCUUCUGUCUAAAAGGGAUGUCAAGUUUGAAGAUGUACUUGAAGUUCUUAGGAAACGCUUCUCUCAGUCUGGGAUCGAGGAGAAGCAAAGCCGUUCAAAGUGACCGUUUAAACUUGUUGUAUUUGCGAGAAUUUUAACGAUUCCACUGCUCUUAUCAUGGAGGUUUUGUACAUUGCAAAAUCGGAAAUAAAUUGUAACGUGUUAUGAAUA
Molecule: messenger RNA, 1136 nt
Organism: Brassica oleracea var. oleracea
Lineage: Eukaryota; Viridiplantae; Streptophyta; Magnoliopsida; Brassicales; Brassicaceae
Product: histidine biosynthesis bifunctional protein hisIE, chloroplastic
Exons: 5
Coding region: 310-1029 (239 amino acids)
Biological process (GO): L-histidine biosynthetic process
Molecular function (GO): phosphoribosyl-ATP diphosphatase activity; phosphoribosyl-AMP cyclohydrolase activity
Source: RefSeq, a predicted model, not a curated record